This is a messenger RNA of Gossypium arboreum, 780 nucleotides long. RefSeq lists its product as uncharacterized. The transcript is spliced from 3 exons. Gene Ontology annotation, cellular component: cytoplasm. The record is from RefSeq and is a predicted model, not a curated record. Bases 136 to 585 code for a protein of 149 amino acids. Lineage: Eukaryota; Viridiplantae; Streptophyta; Magnoliopsida; Malvales; Malvaceae.
CCUGCAUGAACCAAAGGCUUAAAAUAAAACCUUUUAUACAGCAACCAGAAACCCUAUAAACCCUAACAUCUAGUUCUCUCUGUGACUCUGUCCCUUUCUUAUAUCAUAUUGACUGAAAAAAAGAAAGAAGAAGAAAUGGAUCACAUAGCAGCAGUAGAACAGCAAUUAGUUUCAGAAAGAAUGAGGAGGAAACUUAAUGAAGUAAAUAUUGCAGCCCAAGCUCAACUUGCUCCGGUCCAAGACCACAUCAAUUUCACUCUUCAGCAAGCGUAUUUCAAAUGUGCAUAUGAAUGCUUUGAUAGAACAAGGAAACAAGAGGAGAUAAGCAAUUGUGUAGAACAUUGCAGUGUUCCCGUUGUUAAUGCUCAACAGCAUUUUGAGAACGAAAUGGCCAAGUUUCAAGAAAGGUUAAAUCGAUCCUUGAUGGUCUGCCAAGACAAGUUUGAAUCAGCUAAACUUCAACAAAAUAAAGCCGAUGCAAUCAAUGAGUUGGAGUCAUGCGUCAACCAGUCAAUCGAGGAUAACAUGAAGACAUUGCCACACCUUGUUGGGAGAAUGAAGGCUUCUUUCAACAUUGGUCAUUGAGCCCAGAUGAGUAUUAGAAUAUUGGUUGUAACCCAUUUCUGUUCACUUAUAGAUUCUUAUCUCAAAGCUUGAGAUUUUAUGGGAGGUGUCUACCUAACAAUGCCCUUAAAUUUAUGGCCAUCUGUGAUAAGGCUUCACAUAUUUUUUACAGUUGAACAAGGUUUCCUCUUACCAGUUGAUUUUGGUUUAAAGUAA